UGUCGAUACCGCGUUGAGCAUAGUCCCCAUAGUUGGGAUGGGCGGUAUUGGAAAGACGGCCUUGGCUCAACGAUUGUAUAAUGAUGUCAAAGUGAGCGGCUGCUUUGAAAUGAGAGCAUGGGUUUGUGUUUCAGAUGUUUUUAAUGUUCUCGACAUAACCAAGACUAUUUUGCGGUCUAUCACUGAGGUGUCUAAUGAGGGUGAAGAUCUUAACAGGCUUCAAGUUAAGUUGAAGGACAGUCUAUCAGGGAAGAAAUUUCUUGUGGUUUUAGAUGAUGUUUGGAAUGAAAACUACGGAGAAUGGACUGCCCUCUUAAAGCCAUUUGGAGCUGGGGCUAAAGGAAGUAAGAUCAUCAUAACGACUCGCAACUAUAUUGUUGCUUCCAUAACAGGAGCUUCGUCGUAUCCUUUGAAGGAGUUGUCCCUUGAUAAUUUAUUUCCCAAGGAUUACGAAAUUGAAAGGGAUGAGCUGGUGCACUUAUGGAUAGCGGAGGGUUUUUUUGAUGGAGGAAGAUCAAAGGAUAAUAUCUUGAAAUGGGGACAGGCUCACUUCGAUGAGUUAGUAUCUAAAUCAUUUCUUCAACGAUCAAGUGUCAACGCAUCUAAAUUUUCAAUGCAUGAUCUUUUGAAUGAUCUAGCAAAGUCAAUUGCGGGUGGGACAUGCUUUAACUCUGAGUCUAAGUUGGCAGAUAAUGAAGAUGUUGCAUCUCCCGAGAAAGUUCGUUAUGCAUCAUUCACCUCAUCAUGCUUACAGUUUCUUGAUAUUAGAGAUACAAGGAGUCUAAAGGAGAUGCCAUUGAGUAUCAGUAAUUUGAAGAAUCUUAUGAUCUUGUCCAAGUUUGUGGUAGGACCAGACAAAGGGUCACGGUUAAAGGAGUUAAAGAACUUGUCACACCUUCAAGGAGAAUUGUUCAUAUCAGAAUUGCAAAAGGUGGAAAAAGUCAGAGAUGCAGUUGAUGCUAAUUUAAUUGGAAAGAGAGGCCUUAGCAACUUAUUCUUGCACUGGGGUGAAAAUUUUGGAAAUUUGCGGAAUGGGAAGCACGAAGCAUUGGUGCUUCACUAUCUACGACCUCACAUUAAUCUUGAACAUCUCUCUAUCUUGCACUAUGGUGGUGAAAGAUUCCCCUCAUGGUUAGAUGGUCCAUCUUAUUCUAAGAUAGUUUCUUUAUGCUUACGAGAUUGUCCUAAUGUCACAUUGCUUCCGCCUCUUGGACAACUACCUUCACUUAGAGAAUUAUCUCUUGAAGGUCUACAUGCAAUAAGCACGAUAGGCCCUGAAUUUUACGGAGGUAAAAGGCCUUUUUCAUCCUUAACAACUUUGAAGAUGGAAGAGAUGUUGGCAUGGAAGGAUUGGACUCAUCAUGCUGGGGGUCAAGAAGAAGAUGUCCUAUUCUCUUGUCUUCAACAUCUAGUUGUCCGAGGAUGUCAUUCGUUGGUCGGGACAUUGCCUGGUCGACUUGAUCUUCUCAAGAAGCUAGAAAUUUAUUCAAGCCCACAUUUAAAUAGCUCAACCAAUGUGGUUUGUCUCCCAUCUCUCUGUGAGUUAUCCAUCGAGGAUUGUAGCGAGGAGAUCUUAAAAAUCUUGGUCAACCUAACCUCUUUGACUUUUCUCAAAAUUAAGAAUAUUGCAAAGCUUGUUUGCUUUGAUCAUGGGUUUACGAGCUACUUGGUUAAGCUAAAGGAGCUUUAUGUAAGACGGUGUGACAAGUUAAACUACUUGUGGCAAAAUGGAAAUGAGAUGCAAAAUCUUACUUGCCUUCAAAGUGUAGUCAUCGAUAGAUGUCCUCAAUUCACAUCUUUUGUUGCUGGAGACGGAGAAAUUGAGCUAUCCUGCAACCUUGAAAAGAUAGAAUUGAUAAAUUGCACGAGUUUACAAAAGCUUCCAAGCAAGAUGUACACAUUAAGAGAGUUGAAUAUUGAGAAUUGUCCAAAAAUCAUGGGACUAAUAAUUUCUCAAGACAAUCCCAGUAGUAAUAACUCAAUAUCUCAACUUGAAUUUCUUUACAUAAGUAAAUGUGAUUCUUGGAUAUCCUUUCCGUUUGUCAAGAAUAGACUUGCUUCUCUGAAAAAGCUUACUAUUUGGAACUGUGAGCGGGUGGAGUCCCUCAAAGAGAUCACAGCAAAAUCGCUGGAUUCUUUGUCUAUAAAUAGAUGUGAGAAUUUGGUAAGUCUACCGCGAUGCCUUCACACGCUCUCCCAUCUCACUUAUUUAGAAAUAAGUGGCUGUCCAGCAUUGGAGAUAGAGGACUUCCCUCUCCUUCCCAUCACCCUGUCGGUACUUGUACUUUAUUCGGUUCCUAAGAUGAAGUCUCUACCAAAGGAGUGGCAUCGUCUUACAUCCCUCCGGUGGCUACGAAUUUCGGGGUGUGAAAAUAUCAAACGCUUGCCCGAAGGAGGUUUGCCUCCCAAUUUGCAGGAGUUUUCAAUUUUGGGGUGCGAGAAUAUGAAGCAACCCGUGAGAGAAUGGGGCUUACCCAUGCUCACAUCCCUCAACGAUCUGACAAUGGACGAAAGCAACAUGGGAGGGGAGAGAGACAAGGUGUGGUUUCCUUCGGAGGAAGACAAUGAGGAUGCCUGGAGUCUUCUCUUUCCUUCCUCUCUUACCUCUCUUUGGAUUGGCCAUAUGAGGAAUGUGGAGAGACUAUCGGAUGGCCUUUGCAAGCAUCUCUCCUCUCUCCAGUGUUUAGGGAUUCUAAAUUGCCCGAAGUUGAGGGACUUGCCAGAGGAUGGCCUCCCUCCCUCCCUCCAAGAAUUGCACAUACAUGUAUGCGAGAUUCUAAAAGAUCGAUGCUCAAAACUAACUGGCGACUAUUGGCCCCUCAUCCAAGAGAUCCCUCUCAUCUACAUUGAUGGCAUUCGGAUCCAAUGA
Molecule: messenger RNA, 2869 nt
Organism: Eucalyptus grandis
Lineage: Eukaryota; Viridiplantae; Streptophyta; Magnoliopsida; Myrtales; Myrtaceae
Product: putative disease resistance protein At3g14460
Exons: 3
Coding region: 38-2869 (943 amino acids)
Molecular function (GO): ADP binding
Source: RefSeq, a predicted model, not a curated record